Molecule: messenger RNA, 1347 nt
Organism: Myxocyprinus asiaticus (Chinese sucker)
Lineage: Eukaryota; Metazoa; Chordata; Actinopteri; Cypriniformes; Catostomidae
Exons: 2
Coding region: 114-884 (256 amino acids)
Source: RefSeq, a predicted model, not a curated record
GCAUCCUUACUGGCUCCGGUGGUUCCUCUGGUUCCUGGACACUUUGAAGCCCACAUUCCCCCUCCAGCCCCGUAUUCAGGUGAGGCUGAAUCCUGUAGCGCAUUCCUUUCGCAAUGUUCCUUGUUCUUCACGUCACACAGCCCUCUGCUUUCCUGCCAGAGAGAAUGAAGGUGGCUUAUGUCAUCUUGCGCCUCACCAGAAGGGCUGCUGAUUGUGGAACCGCCAUGUGGGACAAUGGACGUGCUUGUUGCGUGUCGUUCUUAGCAUUCGCCAUGGAGCUCUGCCGAGUAUUCGAUCCGGCCCUGCUGCAGUGUGAUGAACUUCUCACCGCCCAGAGGAGGCGGAGGUGGAGCCAGGUCCCUGCUCCUCAUUCGCUGACAGCAUCCAUGGCCACGGAGGUCGUUCCCCUGCUGCUGUCAGCGCCCAUGGUCACUGAGACCGAUCCACUGUCAGCAGCCACAGAAGCCAUUCCCUUGCUGCUGCCAGCAUCCACGGCCACGAGGGCCGUUCCCCUGCCGCUGACAACGUCCACGGCCACAGAGGCCGUUUCCUUGCUGCUGCCAGUGUCCACGGCCACUUGGUUCUGUCUCGUGUAUCUGUCGGUUGCCCGUGUGUCUGGUGUGUGGUUGCCGUCUCUGCCCGCAUGUCAGGAGUUAAAUUCGCUUUUCUCUGCUGGCUGUUGUUCUGCAUCUCCCAAAGCUUCAACGGAGGAUUCUACAAAUCUGUUCCUGACUUCCACAAUGCACACACUCUCAUCCUACAAACACACUCUUCACGGAUUGGCCCUUGCACGACUACGACGCGCACGCCAUUGGAGAUCGCUUCCCACUGCUGCAGCUGGUGUCGGGAUUUUCUACAUUCCUCAAUCCAGUGACUGCUCAUAAUAACUGUUAAUUAACCUUUGAACUGUUCCUCUGCUCUUGGGUAUGUUUGUCUCACUAUUGUUCGUUACAAAAAAAAAACUAUCAUUUAUCUGAAGGUAUUCAGAUUGUCUUUGAAUCUUAACCUUUAUCAAAGAAUUAAUGUGACAUUAGUUGCCAGUUGCUCUAUUAAUGCUAUUGACACCCACAUGUGAAGAGUAAAACAGCACUGUGUAUGGAACUAAAAUCAAUGCGUUUCCAGUAUGUCAGAGAUGCAAGUAAAUGAUUUUGGCAGUGCUCUGAGUUUGCUCUAUUCAUGGCUGUCUUCAGUCUGUAGGUGGCGGCACUGUUUUAAGGACAUCAAUAAGUCUAUACAAAUGCUUUCUUAUCCUCUAGCUUGCAAAGAACAGUUUACUUUCAUUAAAACUGCAGACUAAAAGUCACAACACCUACUAUUUUUUUUUCUUUGCUUUAAAAGGUCCAUAUU